Aspergillus japonicus CBS 114.51 is the source of this 1238-nucleotide messenger RNA. RefSeq names its product MARVEL domain-containing protein. Gene Ontology annotation, cellular component: plasma membrane; eisosome. The transcript is spliced from 3 exons. Gene Ontology annotation, biological process: eisosome assembly; protein localization to plasma membrane. NCBI's taxonomy places the organism in Eukaryota, Fungi, Ascomycota, Eurotiomycetes, Eurotiales, Aspergillaceae. The record is from RefSeq and is a predicted model, not a curated record. The coding region runs from base 419 to 943 and encodes 174 amino acids.
CCACUAUCGAUACUACUUCACACCUAACGACGUUGGAUACUUCCUCGGGAGUGGUUGAAUAAGCGAUUCUGAACCGAAGUGUGUGGUGGUGAUUUCAUCUCAUGAUCUUCUCCCCCUCCCCGCUAACUUACCCUGCAUGACGUAGCAAACACAGCAUAAUCGUCAUCGUCGGCCCGUCCGAACAUUCCGCACUUAAGCAACUAUCCCCUCCGACCAUCUGAAGAUCCACCCUCAGCUUUAUUAGACGGAUCAGAAGUCCGCUGAAACACGAUCGAUAUCUUCUCGAAGCUCAAGUGACUGUUGCCCGGGGCAUCCUUAUCGCUGUCUCACCCAUUUCAAGACGAACUAGCCUAUCAGAUUCACCGGAGGAUCUAUACCACCCGUUUUUAUACCUUCACAGCUUUAGACUCCAUUCAAAAUGGUCGGAAAGGCUAUCCCGCUAGGCCUCAGGCUCUGGGAGUUCCUCUGGACUCUCCUUGUCAUGGCCUUGAUCGGUAACAUGAUCGCCGAAGCAUUCGCAGGCAACCCUGCCACCGUCAACUAUGCCAUGUUCGUUUCGGCAUUCUCGAUGUUCACCCUCUUCUACACUAUCCCCGCAACGCUGAACCCCGACUGGGCAGUCCACCCUAUCUUCCUGAUCGUCAUCGAUACCCUCAACGCGAUCUUCUUCUUAACUGCUGGUAUUGCUCUAGCCGCCAAGCUGGAAUGCCACAGCUGCAGCAACGACAGCUACACUCUCAACAAUGAGAUCACCAACGGUGCGAACAACCGCGGAAAGCGCUGCCGGGAGGCUCAGGCCUCCACCGCAUUCCUCUGGUUCGCCUGGGUCGGCUAUACCGUCUCCCUGGUCUUCUCGAUCAUGGGCUCGCGCUCUGCUGGUGUCAACCUCCGUGGCCGCACUGGCCCCGCCCGUGGUGCUCGCCCCAGCAUGGCCCAGGUCUAAGCGUGCGUCGAGUAUGUCUGUCGAACGGAGUCAACACACUGCUCCGCCAGUGUUUCUCUCGGCAGGCGGCGGAAGGCUUUGGACAUACAGACCUCGGGUCAUAAUGCAAAGGGACAAACAAAAGCUAAAAUGAAACGGUAAAAGGGAAAUGACUCACGACUCUCAAGGGACAAAAAACGUAUGGGACGCAAUAUGAGCCAUGAUGCUAUGCUCAAGAAUGACAGUCAGAGUACUUAUCUGAUAUCUCUCUCUGAUGGCCGGGCGCUGGCUGAUGAGAUCCAAAUAUUUGACCGUU